CCCCUUCUUUUGAAAGUUCGGAUAAAUUAUCAAGAGAAUUGAUGGACUCAAACCAGGAUAGACAAAUGGCUAGCUUCGAGGUAGACCUCAUUGCCAUUCAGGGACAAGUAGAAGAGAAAAAUAAUUUUAAAGCCUACAUGCUAAGAUUCAUAUCGAUAGUAUUCUUCUCAGCUAGCAUUGUACUAUCAAAGUUAGCCUAUGUCGGAAACCCAGCAAUUGGAGGAUUUGAUUAUGGAUUCUUUAGAGGAGGAUUCCUAAUGCUUGCCGGGAUUAUUGAAGCGAUGUACUUUGGUGUAAAUGUAACAAAAAUCCCAAGAAAAAUUACUACAACAGUGAUAUUUAGGAUUCUUACUGGAGCUGUAGGCAUGCCAUGUUUCUUCAUUGCAAUCAAGUACAUUCCUACAAGUCAAGGAGCCAUUAUCACAAGUUUGAACCCUCUAAUUGGCACAAUAUUGGCAUUCUUCUUUCUUUCUGAGAAUUUCCCAAAGAGGAAUAUUAUAUUCUUAAUGUCAGCUUGUUUGGGGGUUAUCUUGAUUAACCUUACCAAACCAAGUAGCAGCACAGUAUCAGAUAAUUCAAGUAUGUAUGCAAUAGGGUUUUUGUUAUGCCUCAUUUGUCUGACUUUCCUUUCCACUGGUGUUGUAUGUAGCAAGCGCAUUAACCAACAUGUUCACUCUGUGUACUCUCCGUUUUAUUUCUCGUUUGGAGUGUUUCUAAAUGCAGUUGUGACACUGAUUUUUUUUGGUGACCAACUCCAUUUUGCUGAGUACAAACUCAGAGAUGUUCUCCUCUUGAGCUCAGGAUGUAUUUCGAGCUAUCUGUCUGAAUCUUUAUUAAGCUACGCUACAAAAUUUACCAAAGCAGUCAACUUGCAGCCGAUAAGUUAUCUGAAUCCAUGCACUCUUCUAAUCAUCGAUAUCGCACUAUUCCACUACAACUUUGAACAGCUUUACUUCAUCGGAUUCAUUUUAAUAUUUGUAUCUGUGCUAGUGCCAAUUUUAAUCGAUUGGUUUAAAUAA
Molecule: messenger RNA, 1019 nt
Organism: Moneuplotes crassus
Lineage: Eukaryota; Ciliophora; Spirotrichea; Euplotida; Euplotidae
Source: the annotation of a GenBank genome assembly